AUGAGAAGGACAGGCGACGGCACAUCGACGGGUAUUAGGACUGCGCGAGAUGUGGCGGGCCGCGAGGAGAUCAUCAGACAGGCGGAGCGGAUCCGAGGAGGACGGGCCGGAGCCGGGUCCGAGACGGACGAGGAGCUGGUCGUGCUGAUUGCGAAGUGGAGGGCGGCGAGCCGGCAGGCUGCUGAGGAGGUGUUUGAGACGUCCAAGGAGAGGGUUCAGAGCAUGGGUGGGAUGAAAGCUUGGAGGAAGACGAGGAGGGAGGAGCAGAAGAGCUUUUUGGAACGGAUGAUGGAGGAGGAACCUAAAAGAGAUCGAGAUGGGGAUACCGACAAGGAGGAUGAGAACUCACCAGACAACGUCGGAGCCGAGAAUGACGGAGACAGAGACGACAGAGACGAGGAUGAAGACGAGGAGUUCACUCUGGGAACGAUGCUGAAGAGCAUGAAUAUUGAUUUCGAAGUCAUUGGCUACGACGAGGAUACCGGAUGGUGGAGGGACGGCUGA
This is a messenger RNA of Colletotrichum aenigma, 504 nucleotides long. RefSeq lists its product as uncharacterized. Gene Ontology annotation, biological process: DNA recombination. Lineage: Eukaryota; Fungi; Ascomycota; Sordariomycetes; Glomerellales; Glomerellaceae. The transcript has 2 exons. The record is from RefSeq and is a predicted model, not a curated record. The coding region runs from base 1 to 504 and encodes 167 amino acids.